UCAACGCGAAGUCUCGUUUCUGAUUGGACGUUCGACUCGCCCCCAAUCACCGGACGCUGUACGUGCGAGGUCGACGACUGCUUUCCGAACAUAUGGUCGUUUAAUGGUCGCCGCUCACCGCCUCCCAUGCCACUCAGACCGUCCACUUACGGUCGUAUCUUCCGGUUGAGUAGACUUGCCGGUGGGCCGCGCCUGCCAGCGAGUCCGCCCCGCCGCCUCGGACCGACGUUGGGCGGCAGCCUUCCUUUGCUCUUCGCCCGGACACUCACGAUGCAGUCGCGCGGACACGCUGCCGGCUGCGGCGGGCGAGAGGAGGCCCACUCGGCCCGGGGAGUGGGCGAGCCGGGGCCGGAGCUUCCCCGCAACAUCCCCACCAUCACCACGGAAGACACGGGCCCCCCGCUGGAGAAGAGCCGCGCGCGGAGCGCGCUCGUGGCGCACGACAGGAACCUGCGCACCCCUAGUCCCCUGGCGGAGGCCAACGGCGACGACGACUCGGAGGCGGAGUCGUACCGCGACGGUCGCACCGACGAGGUCGACCGGGACACCCGGGGCCGGGCGUUCGCUUGGUGCCGAGACUUUCUGUCCGGCUCGUGGAAGGUGAUCCGAGAGGAGGAUUUUCAAAUCAGCAUCGUCAGCGGUGGACUGAGCAAUCUGCUGUAUCUGUGUAGUUUGCCCGAGCAUGUGCACUCCAUGGGAGAGGAACCUCGCCGGGUGCUCCUCAGAAUCUACGGUGCCAUCCUACAGGGCGUCGACUCUCUGGUGUUGGAGAGCGUGAUGUUUGCCAUCCUGGCAGAACGAACGCUCGGGCCAAAACUUUACGGCAUCUUCCCCGAGGGACGCUUGGAGCAAUACUUUCCUAAUACCCGCAUGUGCACAGCACAACUCUCAGAUCCGGCCAUCUCAGCUGAGCUCGCCACCAAGUUGGCACAUUUCCAUGAAAUGCUCAUGCCCUUCAACAAGGAACCUAAGUGGCUGUUUGGGACCAUGGGCAGAUACAUGGAUCAAGUGAUGAAGCUUAAUUUUGUACGGGAAGCACAGUUGAAGAAGUACAAGAAGCUGAUGAAGUUUGACCUGCCUGCUGAACUAGAGAGCCUCCGUGCAUUGCUGGCAGCAACUCCAUCGCCAGUGGUGUUUUGCCACAACGACGUCACGGAAGGUAACAUUCUUAUACUCGAAGGCCGCAAGCCCUCCGCAAAAGAAAGACUCAUGCUGAUCGACUUUGAAUACAGCAGUUACAAUUACAGGGGUUUUGACUUUGGGAACCAUUUCUGUGAGUGGGUGUAUGAUUACACCUACGACCAGUGGCCUUUCUACAAAGCCACACCAGAGAACUACCCCACCAGAGAGCAGCAGCUUCAUUUCAUAAGAAAUUAUUUGGCAGAACAGAGAAAAUACACAGACCUGCCCGUGGACCAGACACAGAUCGAAGAGGACAUGUUACUUGAAGCAAACAGGUUUGCGUUAGCUUCGCACUUCCUCUGGGGGCUGUGGUCCAUCAUUCAAGCCAAGAUAUCAAAGAUUGAGUUUGGAUACAUGGACUAUGCCCAGUGUCGUUUUGAUGCCUACUUCAAGCAAAAAAAGCUCUUCUCCUGAAUUCCACCAUGUUAAGAUGUUUUCCAGCGAUGCAUUAUUGAAACUCAAGCUCUAUGCAGAUCAGCCAAGUAAUAGUUUUUGAAAUGUAGAAAUUAGCAUUUUAAGACUGGGCACAAGCACAAUCUAAGCUUUCAGGCAGUCCAUUUUCUGAAAGUUAGAGCCUAUCUCCCCAUUGUGUGAAAUGUUGUUAGAACAGAUACAGGUCUGUAGCUUUGCAUGUUGUUAUUUAUCAUAUAAGUCAAUGUGAUGUUCGACUAUUUUAUUUUAUCACCCAUUUUUAGAAGCACUUCAUGUUUCUGGACCAUUUUUUUUAACAUUUCUUGAGCUGCACUGCCUGUGCAUGUCAAUGAUGGACAAUCGUAGUUGCCAGAGAAAUCAUGUCUUUUCAUUUUAGACUCUAACUCUUACUGCAACAGUAAUUCUUAGACUUGUAUAGGUGAGUUUAAUGAGGAAGGGUUUUGUAUUACUUGUUGCUUUAGUGUUGUUAGUCAUUCUACCUCACCUUUUUCUUCUGAUGUUCAUUCUGCAUUCAGUCAAAUAGGUAGAUUCCAUGAAGGUUGAUUGUAAAUGCAUCUUGUGAGGAAAGCCGCAAACUGAAUAUCAUGACCAGCUUCGCUAAACUAUCUCAUGUCUCGCAGGUAGUUUUACAGAAGAAUAUGUGAAAAUAUUGUCCACCAAUCGUUAGUUAUGUUAGAAGCUUACCCACAUUCAUCAAACUUUCUUGAGGGCUAUUUCAUACAUUAUCGCUGUCGUAAACAAUACUGUUAAUUCAACCAUUAAAAUGGUUACUAAGUGUAAGGACCAUGUCAACACACUAUCUCUUUUAUUAUGUUUCACUCAGUUUUUUGUUUUUCCUAAUCAAAAAUAAUGACUUGGAAUUUAAAAUUGAAAUGUCCAUCUGGCACAUGUAUGUAUUAAAGUUCAGUGCCUAAAUUAGAGCAAACAGUGAUUUAAAUCUGUGUUGGAAUUAGGUCACAUGACUUGGCCUGUUUCUAAUUUGAAUGUCUAGUGGGGUUUUGACAUGUUUAAAUCUCAGAUCUUUUUAAAAUCCAUUUAUACUGUCUCCUGGAUUUAAUUGAAUGCACUGCGUAUCAUGUCAAUAUGUUCAUGUCUUUACACAUCAUCAGUCUAUUCAAGAAUGGAAACUACAAGUUUGACUGUGCCUCAUUAACUGUAGCUGUUGUUAAAGCAAAACUGUCCCAGAACAUUUUAUUCUGUUCAAUUUUCUCUGUAAUAUGUUGGACCUAUUUGCACUACCAGAAUAUAAUUUAAGAGCUAAUAAACAUGUGCUUUGAAUUGAAA
This is a messenger RNA of Scophthalmus maximus (turbot), 2898 nucleotides long. RefSeq names its product choline kinase beta (gene chkb). Gene Ontology annotation, cellular component: cytoplasm. The record is from RefSeq and is a predicted model, not a curated record. The coding region runs from base 127 to 1596 and encodes 489 amino acids. Gene Ontology annotation, biological process: phosphatidylethanolamine biosynthetic process; CDP-choline pathway. Gene Ontology annotation, molecular function: ethanolamine kinase activity; choline kinase activity. The transcript has 11 exons. NCBI's taxonomy places the organism in Eukaryota, Metazoa, Chordata, Actinopteri, Pleuronectiformes, Scophthalmidae.